AACAGAAGGGAGAGGACAGCGGGGCAUACACUCUCCCAACACCUGCACCUGGUCACUUGAAUCUCACUCAGUCACCUCCAAACUCACUUUUACGGAUCAGCGGACCAACAUCUCGAUCACAUCACGGUGAUGGUUGUUGCCAUCCAGGUUUAAACUUUUUUCUCUCUCUUUUUUUUUUUUUUUGGAAAGAGUGGAAAAGGCGUUAAAGGAUUAGUUGUUUCCCCCUCCUCCUUCUCCUCCUUUUUUUUAAAAAAAUAUGUUGAGUGAAUGCCUUUGGUCAAUGGCGACCGAUUAGCCUUCGGUUUUUCCUCAGAAGAGGAAUUAGCAAACCUAUCGGAUUGUUUUAUGCCUGCGCAGAGCUGCUGACAGAGAUUUUCCAGCCCAGCUCCGAGGCGCAAAACGCGAGGAGUGCAGCGGUAACAUCCCGCAAGUUUGGGAUCUGAAAGGCACGGCGGCUUUCCCGAAAGCCCGGUAUCAAAGGUGCGAAGAUUUGGACGUUGUUCUCUCCUGCCAAACGAGACGUCUUGCCUUGGAAGGCUGCAGGCCAAACUUCUGAUCAGAGAGAUCAGAGAAAAUUUAGAUCUCUGUGGGCUACCUGCGUGACUGUUACCAUGACAGCAUCUGGAGCCCAGCUCCUCCUUUUGGCCCUCUGUGUUUGCAGAAGCUUGGGCGUGCAGCAGUCUGCUCCUCGGGUUCGCCUCUCCUUUAAAGAACUGAUGGACACAAGAGCGGCACGACCCUUCAGCUUCACCUUCAAUACCAGCGAUUACCGUGUACUUCUGAUGGAUCAGGACCAGGGACGUCUGUACUUGGGCAGCCGGGAGUACCUGGUGGCUCUGGACAUGCACAAUGUUAACAAGGAGCCACUCAUAAUCCACUGGCCAGCAUCUGCUAAGAGAAAGGGAGAAUGUCAGAUGACAGGAAAGGGAAAACAGGGUGAAUGUGCCAACUUUGUGCGGUUGAUAGAGCCGUGGAACCGCACCCACCUCUACACUUGUGGAACAGGAGCGUACCAACCCAUCUGCACAUUCAUCAACAGAGGCUGGAGGGCAGAGGACUACCUGUUUAGGCUGGUCCCUGGGUAUGUGGAUUCGGGGAAGGGAAAAUGUUCCUAUGAUCCCAAACAGGAGAAUGUUGCAGUUUUGAUCAAUGGUAAUCUAUAUGCAGGGGUACAUAUCGACUUCAUGAGUACAGAUGCUGCUGUGUUUAGGACCAUGGGAGGAAGAACGGCAAUCAGGACAGAGCAGUAUGACUCCAGAUGGCUCAACGAGCCUGUGUUUAUUCGAAUCCAGCAGAUCCCUGACAGUGCAGAAAAGAAUGACGACAAACUGUACUUCUUUUUCCGAGAGAAGAGUCUAGACUCCAGCGGCGGGGCGAGUCCCACUGUUUUAGCCAGGGUGGGAAGAGUGUGUCUGAAUGACGAAGGAGGACAGAAGUCCCUGGUGAACCGCUGGACGACGUUCCUGAAGGCUCGUCUUAUCUGUUCGGUGAUAGGAGAAGACGGGGUGGAGACACGAUUUGACGAACUACGGGAUGUGUUUAUACAGCCAACGCAGGAUGAACGAAACCCUAUGGUGUACGCUCUCUUCACUACAGCAGGCUCUGUGUUCAAGGGAUCAGCAGUCUGUGUUUACUCGAUGGCUGAUAUCCGCAACGUAUUCAACGGACCGUUUGCCCACAAACAUGGCCAUAAUUAUCAAUGGACAGAGUACACUGGCAAGAUUCCCUACCCAAGGCCUGGAACGUGUCCAGGAGGAACCUUCACUCCUGGUAUCCAAUCCUCAAAGAACUUUUCAGAUGAGGCUGUGAAUUUCAUCAGAGCCCAUCCCCUCAUGUUUCAUUCAGUUUAUCCUAUCCAUCGCCGCCCCCUGGUGGUGAGAACUGGUGUGGACUAUAGGUACACUGCCCUGGUGGUGGAUCAGGUGGAUGCUGUUGAUGGACGCUAUGAAGUGCUCUUCCUGGGGACAGAUCGAGGCACUGUGCAAAAGGUAAUAGUUUUGCCUAAGGACCCAACGAGCAUGGAGGAGUUGACACUAGAGGAAGUGGAGGUUUUUCGGACCAGAGCACCAGUCAAGACUAUGAAAAUAUCAUCUAAAAGACAACAGCUGUACGUGUCAUCAGACGCCGGGCUGACCCAAGUGUCGCUUCACCGCUGCGGGGUGUACGGCAGGGCCUGCUCUGACUGCUGUCUGGCUCGGGACCCCUACUGUGCCUGGGAUGGAGAGAGUUGCUCUGCUUUCACGCCAUCAACCAAAAGGUCAGGGACGUCUCAUAAACCUCCAUACUAUAAAGUAAGAUGUGACAAUAUAACGUCAAAUUUCGACUCUGAAUUCUGUCUCAGGAGAAGCAGAAGACAGGACGUUAAACACGGCGACCCGCUGAGGCAGUGCAGAGGCUUUAACGCCAAAGUUGAGAAACGUCUGAGAGAGACAGUGCAGUUUGGAGUAGAGGGCAGCAGCACCUUCUUGGAGUGUCAGCCUCGUUCUCCCCAGGCCACAGUAAAGUGGCUCUUCCAGAGAGAAGGAAAGAGGAAAGUGCUCAACCGUGCCGAAGGGGUUGUUAAGACCAACCACGGCAUCCUUCUGAAGUCUCUCAACCAAACAGACGCUGGGCUCUACCACUGCCUCGCCACUGAAAACAACUUUAAACACACGGUGACACGCAUUGCGCUGCGCAUCCUUGACCGAGACAUCGUUUUAGCUCUCACCGCUCAAGACGAGGACGAAGAGCCAAAAACCCGUCAGACACGGCCAUACUCGCAGUCCUCCCUCGCCUCUACACCAUUCCCGCCUGAGAUUAGACUGAUCAAUCAGUACUGUCAGUCCUACUGGGAACAAAUCAGUCCCAAACAGCAGCAGCAGCGUAAGCGCACCAGCCGCAGGCACACAGAAAGCCAGGACCAAGGACUCGGCUAGGAGACGGGACCAACGCUGUCCGGCACUGGCCUGUAUAGACUUUAUGGUGGACUUUCAUUUGACACAUCUUUGGGUGUCACUUCUAUUCAUUAGGCAGGCGAUGCUGUCUUUCUGUCCUUAACGUGUAUUGGUGGUUUUGCAAACGCCAGCCCAGUAAAUACAUAUGAAAUAUAUUUUACACUACUGAUGACCACAUUCUAAGUUGUAGCAUACAUUUCUAUUCGCCAAAACACAGCUGUAUUACCAAUGUGGUAAAAAAAAAAAAAAGAAUGAAUAACAGACUGCACAUUGGGGUUGAUCACAUAUUUCACACACACUUUGGUGUUGAUUUGGACAAAGGCUGACUGUGAUGUAAAGUAUAUGUAAGAUAUAGCUAAUGGGCUCCAACACGCAAAAACACAAGUAUGUUCUCUUUUAAGUAUCUUGAAACAGAAAUGUAAUAUAUUGAUUGUGAAUAUAAUAUAUAAGGUCGUGAUGCAGUCAUUGGAUUGCUCUUGCAUAACGAUGACAUGAAUGCAUAUUUUGCAUGCGUACUGUUGUUGUUUGUUGCAAGUUGUACAUUUAACUGUUCUGUUUUCUGGUGUGUUACGAUGUUUGUAAGGUGUAUUGUUUUAUGUUAAGCUAAUUCCAUUGGAUCUUGUCAUACAAUGACUCCCUUACUGUCCUGUGCAUUAGUGACCUGCAGUAUGUGAGUAUUGAGGCUAUGUAUAGCGUACAGUGUUCUUCCAGUCAUGCACUUUGUAGGUGGUGGUAUUUGAGGGAACUGGGGAUUUUUGCACAGACGUUUGAGAAUAUGAUACAGGAACCUACUUUUUUAUGUAUAGUAUGUUAUAAAAAUGGGAACGAAACUGGCUCAGAUUUAGUAUUGUUGGUGUUCUGUCAUAAGCUGUAGUCACAGGUUGGUUUUUGGGUUUGUGUUUUUUUUUUUAAAUGGCUCUUUAAGCAUAUUUUCCACUCGGAGCCGCUUUUCACCUCCAUAGUGAGAAUCACAGUGCUAUGUGUUGUGAUGCUGAUGAAUCCUACACUGGAAGUGUUAGAAAAAAAUAUAAGCAUUUCAGAAUUCUCA
Messenger RNA from Neolamprologus brichardi, 3981 nucleotides. NCBI's taxonomy places the organism in Eukaryota, Metazoa, Chordata, Actinopteri, Cichliformes, Cichlidae. The record is from RefSeq and is a predicted model, not a curated record.